CUGGACUGUGUGUACUUUGUGUGUACACGCUACGGCGUACACAACAGUAUGUACAUGUGAUGGAGGUGGGGUUUCCCCUCCCUCUGCCUUAUUUACUUAUACUUCCGGUUCCCCUCUUCCUCUUCCUCUCCCUCUUACUCUUCCUUCUAUCACUCAAACUUCCUCUGUUUCUGCUCCCAACUUUCAAUCAUCCAACCUUCACCGCACUACACUAUCGUCCGGUACGGCCAUCACAAUGAGGCUACGCAAUCAGGAUGACUUCCGG
Molecule: messenger RNA, 265 nt
Organism: Aspergillus saccharolyticus JOP 1030-1
Lineage: Eukaryota; Fungi; Ascomycota; Eurotiomycetes; Eurotiales; Aspergillaceae
Exons: 1
Coding region: 60-239 (59 amino acids)
Source: RefSeq, a predicted model, not a curated record